Messenger RNA from Choloepus didactylus (southern two-toed sloth), 1632 nucleotides. RefSeq names its product myotubularin-related protein 2-like. The coding region runs from base 286 to 1086 and encodes 266 amino acids. The record is from RefSeq and is a predicted model, not a curated record. The transcript has a single exon. Gene Ontology annotation, molecular function: phosphatidylinositol-3,5-bisphosphate 3-phosphatase activity. Lineage: Eukaryota; Metazoa; Chordata; Mammalia; Pilosa; Megalonychidae.
GAAGAGCUCGAGUUGCGAGAGUCUUGGCUCUCAGCUGGCUGCGGCUGCACGGCCGCCCAGCGUGGAUUCCCUGUCCAGUUAAUGUGUUAAGAGCCAUUGACAUUUGAAGAUCAUCAGAAGUGAAGAUAAAACAUCUCAAAAAUUAUAAAUGCCUCCACUUCUCAUUCAGAGAAUUCAGUGCAUACAAAAUCAGCUUCUGUCAUAUCAUCAGAUUCCAUUUCAACUUCUGCAGACAACUUUUCUCCUGAUUUAAGGGUCCUGAGGGAGUCUAACAAAUUAGCAGAAAUGGAAGAACCACCCUUGCUUCCAGGAGAAAAUAUUAAAGACAUGGCCAAAGAUGUAACUUAUAUAUGCCCGUUCACUGGUGCUGUACGAGGAACUCUGACUGUUACAAAUUACAGGUUAUAUUUCAAAAGCAUGGAACGGGAUCCUCCAUCUGUUUUAGAUGCUUCUCUUGGUGUGAUAAGUAGAGUAGAAAAAAUUGGUGGUGCUUCCAGUCGAGGUGACAAUUCUUAUGGACUAGAAAUUGUAUGCAAGGAUAUCCGGAAUUUACGGUUUGCUCAUAAACCUGAGGGGCGAACAAGAAGAUCCAUAUUUGAGAAUCUAAUGAAAUAUGCAUUCCCUGUCUCUAAUAACCUGUCCCUCUUUGCUUUUGAAUACAAAGAAGUAUUUCCUGAAAAUGGGUGGAAGCUAUAUGAUCCUCUUUUAGAGUACAGAAGGCAGGGAAUUCCUAAUGAAAGCUGGAGAAUAACAAAGAUAAAUGAACGAUAUGAGCAGAGUGAUACAUACCCUGCCCUCUUGGUUGUGCCAGCAAAUAUUCCUGAUGAAGAAUUAAAGAGAGUGGCAUCCUUCAGAUCAAGGGGCCGGAUCCCAGUUUUAUCAUGGAUUCAUCCUGAAAGUCAAGCCACAAUCACUCGAUGUAGCCAGCCCAUGGUAGGAGUGAGUGGAAAGCGCAGCAAGGAGGAUGAAAAAUACCUUCAAGCCAUCAUGGAUUCCAAUGCCCAGUCUCAUAAAAUCUUUAUAUUUGAUGCCCGGCCUAGUGUUAAUGCUGUUGCCAAUAAGGUGAGAUUGUCUCACUUUCAAUAACUAAGACUUAAUAACAGUAUAAUAUUAAGAUUUUAGUAACAGUUUCAUAAAUCUGCCGCUGUUUGGCACGGGCCACAGUGUAGAGAAAAGGGUGCAGACUCGAGAAGGGUAACAGUGGAGGUGCUAAUCCUGGCUCUCCUACUUGAUCUUUUGUGGCUUUGAGUUAUUUAAUCUUUUUAGAUCUCAAUUUGCUCAUUUGUAAAAUAAUAAUAGUAAUAGCUAACAAGGUUGUUUUAGGGGUAAAAAAUCAUAUAAUAAAAGAUAGUGAAUAACACUGCCCUUGGUUACAUAAUAAAUAGGUGCUUAGUAAUAUUAGUUUCCUUCUCCCUUAUAUGAACUUUACAACAGAUUGAGCCUAUGACUGACUGGAGUUCCUGUUAAAUACUGUAAUCGUAAUAGUGAAACUGUUCCAAGGGGCCAUGGUGCCAUCUCCCUAACUUCCCUCCACCUGUAUAAGUUAUUCAGCUCCUGAAGAAUUUGCAAUUAGCUAUAUCAGUAUUCCUGAUUUCUGCUGUAGAAUAAGUGUUCGCAUUGUGGAAGUAGAAA